Brassica rapa (field mustard) is the source of this 5496-nucleotide messenger RNA. RefSeq lists its product as uncharacterized. The record is from RefSeq and is a predicted model, not a curated record. Lineage: Eukaryota; Viridiplantae; Streptophyta; Magnoliopsida; Brassicales; Brassicaceae. Gene Ontology annotation, cellular component: cytosol; eukaryotic translation elongation factor 1 complex. Gene Ontology annotation, biological process: translational elongation. Gene Ontology annotation, molecular function: guanyl-nucleotide exchange factor activity; translation elongation factor activity.
AUUUUUAAAUAGACAUGAAAUUAAUUAAAUAUUUAAAAAAGUUUAGUGAAAAAUGAAAUAUACAUUUAUUUUAAAUAAUUACGAAAUUAAUUAAAUAUUUAAAAGGUUUCUUUUAAUGAAAUGAAGUAUAUAUUUAUAUUGUAAAUAAAAGAUAUGAAAAGAUUUUAUUCAUAUACAAUUUAAGAGAAAAUAUAGGCUCUGUUUGAUUUUUUUGUUUUAGAAUAAUUCAAAUAAUUCAUAUAUUUUUACAAAAAAUAAUUUUAAUAACUUUUUAAAGGGUGGUCCAAAUAAAAAAAAAUCACAUAUGAAUUAAGUCAUGAUUUAUAUUUUAAUAGUAUAGAUUACAACUCAUUUAGUUGAAAAAAACUCUUCUGCAGUUUUAUUUGCAAGAGAAAUCCCUGGAAAUUCACUUAAUUAACACACUUAUUAACCUUUUAUUUUAUGAAUAAAAUAAAAUAAAACAAGAAUUAAAAAACAACAAAAUUCCUAAACAAUCCCGCGCGUGGUCGUCCUUUUACUCAGGUGGGCUUCUAUCCGGCCAUAAGCCCACUAAAGCACAGGUUAAACUGGUUAAAUAACAAAGUCAAUAUAGAAGUUGAUCAAAAAAAAAAAAAAAAGUCAAUAUAGAAGAAGAUAAACGAGUAUCUUGUUGCGGAUUUUCCCAUAUUUUUCGGGAACUAAUAACAAAGUCACUAUUAUUCGACUUUUUACUAUUCCAUUUAAUCUUAUCAAACAGAGAGAGUAACACACAAAAUGAAGAGAAGAAAAAGAAAGCAGCAACGACGUUCUUCCUCAUUCACCCCCGCGAGCUCCUUCGAUCGUCCUCAAUUCAAAAAGGUAAGAGCCUUAGACGCAAUGGCUGCUUUCCCCAAUCUCAACUCUGAUGCUGGACUGAAGAAGCUAGACGAGCAUCUUCUCACUCGUUAUUACAUCACAAGUCACAAGGCUUCAAAAGAUGAUAUCACUAUCUAUGCGGCUCUUUCAAAAUCUCCACCUUCAAAGUAUGUGAAUGCAUCACGUUGGUACGACCACAUUGAAACUCUCUUGAGUAUCUCAGGUAUCUCUUCUGAAGGAAGUGGUGUUACUAUUGACGGAUCAGCCUCUAUCACAGAAGAGGCUGAUGGUAAUUCUAAGGAUGGUGUAGUUGUUAUUGAUGAUGAUGAUAAUGAUCAAGAUGUUGACCUUAUCGGGGAAGAGGCUGAAGAGAGACCAGCUUCUUUAAUAGCAUCCACUAAAAAGAAAAUAUCUUGGGAGUCGAUUGUAAUAGUUGUCAUGCCGGAGGAUGAUGAGACCGACAUGAAUAAGCUAGAGGAACAAGUAAGAUCCAUUCAAAUGGAAGGACUAGUUUGGGGAGCAUCAAAAGUUGUCUCAGUUGGUUAUGGAGUCAAGUUGUUGCGGAUCAUAGGCACAGUGCCCCUUGAUGAGGAAAUUUAUGUUUUUGACGGCAUUGUCGAAACACAUAUAAUGUCUUUUGGGCGUGUCAAUGUUGCGACUAGCGGCUUGUACGAAUUUUCAGCUCUAAUUCUUAUCCAACCGAAUGAAGAUGAGGCCGACAUGAAGAAGCUAGAGGAAACUGUCAGAUCCAUUCAUGUGGCAGGAUUGUUUUGGGGAGCAUCAAAGCUUGUCCCCGUUGGUUGUGGAAUCAAGUUGUUGGGGAUUGAGUGCACCACCGUCGGACACCUUGUGCAUCUUCGACGCAUUGUGACGCUCAACACCUUUGUCAAAGAGAAAAUAGCUGAUAAUCCGUAUGUCAAGAGCUGUCAAACUCUCUGCUUAAACAGAAUAUUUAAUGGAAUCAAAGAAGAGGAAUCUGAUUCUAAGGAUGAUGUUGACCUUUUUGGGGAAGAGAGAGCAGGUCCUUCGAGAGUAUCCUCAAAGAGUAAAGAGUCUUGCAAGUCAGGCUUAGUGCUUAAACGGCUGUUGGGUGACAAGCCUGACAUAAAGAAGUUAGAGGAGUCUGUAAGAUCCCUUCAGACAGAAGGAGUGGUUUGGGGGGCAUGUAAGUUGAUGGAUCUCUUACAUUACAUCGUCAAUAACUUUUUUUUAAUCUCAUCUUUUAUCUCUAUUUUUAUAGCAACGAUUGUCAAACUUGGCUACGGAUUCAAGUAUUUGCGGAUCAUAUUCACCAUUGUGGACGACCUUGUGUGUUUCAAAACUGUUCUCCAAAAAACUGGCGGCAUUCAUUUGAAGAGAAUAUGUAAGUACCUAAAAUCCAUAUUGUUAACUUCUCAGAAUCUGUGAUAUAUAUAUAUAUUAAUUCCAAAGAUGGUUUGUUUUGUACUAAAUAUUGACUUGAAUGAUAAUGCAUAGGAUUGGGAUAAUAAAACUCCAAGGGAAGGUUUAAUAAAGGUAGUGUCUAUUGACUGCUUUUGGUUCUGUAAUGUGAAAUUAUGUUGCUAUCUCAUAACAAUAUGUAUAUUUUAUCAUCAUCUCUCCAACACAGAUUCCAAGUGAUAUCAUCACGAAGCUCUUUCAAAUCUUAUUCAUUAACUGCUCGUAGCAUACGUUGAUUGGCUUUGCUUGGCUCUUUGUUUUCCCUAAUCUGGAAAGUCAAGUCAAGCACUUCUAAUAACGCCAUAUCUUCCUCGUGUCUAGCUCUCUCGAUUCUCUUUGCUCUUCUUCAACUUAUCAACCUCUGCCAUCUUCUCCAUACAUGACUUCUCCUCUUCGCUUUCACGUAAUAUUUUUUUCAGACUUCUUCCACCACACAAAUCUAUUAGUGGAAACUUCUUCCCUGUUGAAUUUUGUGGCUGAAAUUGAUUUCAGAAUAUCAGGUGUGUUACAAAAGGAAAAGGUAAUAAUUAAGUUCCAAAUUAAACUGAUUUCCUUUUCUAAAAUAACAUUAGCCUUUUGUAUUUAAUUAUUUAAUGUUCAAAUAAAGUCGUCCAAAAAAAUAAUUGAAUAGUAAUGCAUCCCACAUCGGAAACUUUAAAGUAAAUACUGUGGUAUAUAAGAAAAGGCAAAUUAAUGCAUUAGCAACCAGUUGGCUUUGAGGUGGAAAGCACAUGAGUCUUAAUGUGUUAAUCAUAUAACACCCAUAACCCAAUAGGGUUUGCUCAUAAAUUGGCAGCUGGGAAUAUAUAUAUGAUAAUACACACCAUCACAAGAUCAUGCGACUCGAAAGAGCCAUCGUCUCCAACAUUAAAGAUUCAUAUGAAGCCAAAGCCAACUGGUUUUUUGAUAUAAUCUUGUUACCUUAUCCAAUACUCGUACCACAUAACCCAAGUGAUAAUACACAAUACAUACUUCCUUCGAGACCCUAAUAAAAAUGAGAAAAAUCAGUCACAUGAACACAAUUGAAUCUCAUCGUUAUAGCCUGAUGCUCGAAGGAACUCUACAAAGUUCAGAAACGAUCGAGUCUGUUUCAGACGGAAGUUUUAUCAAAUCAGAGCCAAACGAAAAAUGUCCUUAGCUUCUGUCUCGAAUCGAUCCCUGAUCCAAGUAAUUGUGUAUUGUCCUUACUUUCCUUUUACGAGUUGUGAAUAAAUACAGUUGGACUGUCUCGUGUACAUGGAUCAUGAAAGGUUCUAAAAUUUGAUUGUUCGACUUAUUUAAUAUGCUUUUUUUCUCAGUUUCAGUUCCACAUGCAAUAGUUGGUAACUGAGUUGAAUCUUGGCUUUGAAUCAUAAGGAAUGAUAGAAAAAGCUGUAAAGAGUUUCUGUUUGACUCUUUUGGUAGAAUAUGUUAACAUGGUUGAAGUACUUUGGUUUCCUUGGCAUGUUAAACUUGUAUCCUUGAAUUACUUUUGGAGGUGGGUUAUUGUGAUCAUAGUGCGUUUGGGUAUAUAUACUGACUCCACUCCACUCUUGAAGUACUUUAGUUUCCAAUAGUUUUUUCCGGAUUGGUUUCUUCUUCAUGAUCAUCAUCACACAUGAGCUCCGACGAUAAAGAACCAACCACCUCCUCUGCCCAACAUUAGCAUCUGAAAGAUUCAUAGCGUAUAUCUAACUCUCUGAAACUUGCUCGAGGUGAUGUGUUUUGAACUAGAAGAAACUUACAUAUUCCAAAACGAAAAAGUAAUAAUUAAUUUCCCCAAAUUAAACUGAUUUUCUUAUUUUCUAAACUAAAAGUUACCUUUUGUAUUUAAUCGUUUAAUAAUAUGUGGGCUAAUUAAUCUAAAAGUAACAAAUAACAAUGAAUGAAACCCACAUCGGAGACAUUAAAGUAACUAGCGUGGUAUAUAAGAAAGAGCAAGUUAUUUGAAAAAAUUACCAGUUGGCUUUGAGGUAGUUAGCUCAUGAGUCUUCCUAUGUUAUCAUAUAACCCUUGACCCACUAGGGUACGUUCAACUGACAGUUUGGGGGGGAAUACAUAUAUGAUAUACAUACACUAACACACGGUGAUGCGACUCGAAAGAGCUAUCGUCUCUAACAUUAAAGAUUCAUGAGCCAAAGCCAACUGAUUUUCUUACCUUAUGAAUAAUGGAUUAGCUCAAAAGUCCAAAGAGAAAAAUCGCACAUGAAUUCUGAGAUUGAUUGAAAUAUAAACGUCGUAUAAUUUCUAAAAUUUGAUUUCUGGACUUGCAUACUUUUAGUUUUCUUUUAUUUCAGUUUUCAACUUCCAAAAUAUCAGUGCUAUCUAUUUCUAUCUCCCUGUCUCACUACACAAUACUCGUAGUCUCGUACCGUAGAACCCUAAUAAAAAUGUGAAAAUCAAUGGGGUCAACAGUCAGCAUAAUUGAAAUGCAUAGCUAUGGCCUGAUGUUUGAAGGAACCCUAAAAAGUUCAGAAACGAACGUCUCUGUGUCAAACGAAGAUGUUUAGUGGAAUCAGGCCAAGGGAAACAUGUCCUUAUAGCUUCUGUCUCAAAUCAAUCGUGAUCCAAGUAAUUGUGUAUUGUUCUUUUUUUUUCUUUUUUUUUUUGAUCAAAAUUUGUGUAUUGUUCAUGAUUCAUUUAAAUGUCUAGAAUUAGGCCUGGCAUUCGGUGGUCCAGUCGGGUUUCGGUUUGGGUCCAUUCGGGUGUCGGGUUGUCGGGUUUACGAAAAUCAGACCCAUUCGGUUAUUAUAAAAGUUCGGUCCGGUAUCGGUUCGGUUUUCGUCGGGUUCGGUUCGGAUUUUAUAACUGUGUCGAAAACCAAUAGAAACCAAAAUAUGUAUGGAUUUCGGUUCUUAAUCGGUUAUUCGGUUACGGAUGCACUAAUUUGAAUUUGGGUUGCCUAAUUUUUGAGCGGUUAAAGUUGAUUUGGUGCACGGUUAAACUUGAUACAAAUCAAACCAACGUUGAUUCAAACUCUAAAAGACCUCUGCUUUACAUUUGGAACUCAUCACGACCUAUGCCCAAAACUAAGACACAAAGUCACAAAUGACAACAUACCAAAGACAUAUUCAAACUCGAGACAACUGAAAGGCAAAGCCAAAGAUGAAAGCAACAUUAAAACUUUAUUAAGAUAGAUGUGAUACAAAGAUCACCAUUAUUCAAAUGAAAAACCAAAACAAAAAUCACCAUUAUCCAAGUGAUAGCCAAAAGAAAGCAACAUAGAUCAAUAAAUAAAUAAAA